Molecule: messenger RNA, 836 nt
Organism: Moneuplotes crassus
Lineage: Eukaryota; Ciliophora; Spirotrichea; Euplotida; Euplotidae
Source: the annotation of a GenBank genome assembly
CUCUAUUUGCAUACCUUUAAACUCUAAACCUCACUUUCUUCUUAACGCUGGUCUUCACCAGUAGUAUUAGGUUCUCUAGAAGAGAUGAGUCAAGCAGGGGUUUUGAGUGGGCUUGGGCUAAAGAUGGGCUGUUUGGGAUAUUUAGGGGAUUUAGUGGACUUUAGAGGAGGAAUGUAUAGGGUUGGAGAUGGGUGUUGAAGAGGGUAUUGGGAGUCGGCUUUGUAUUAUGGGGGUGAUAGAGUUAUGAAAUGGGGAUCAUGUGAUUUGGCUAGUAUUGCAAUUCUCAGAGAAAUUUUCAGAUUGUCUUUGUGCUUUAUUAGUUGUAAACCAAACGCUGUUUUCUUUACUGGUAAAAUCUAAUGCAUAAUCAUUACAAGGAAGUUUUUCUUUAAGUUCAGUGCUGGUUCUGAUUUUCCUAAAUAUCGGGUGACUUUUGAUAGAAGCCAAAGUGAUUUUUCGAAUUUCUCUUAAUCAUUGCUUUACCAAGAGCGAGUUUUAAUUUUUACAGAAGCUUUAUGAAUCAAAUUCUCAAGGAGUUAAUGGGCUUGUCUUUUGAUACUAAUUAUUAAAGCAAGAAACUACUUAUUGUAGUCCACAAGAGAAAGCAUCAAUGGUUUGGUUUCCAUGCCAUUGGACAAGACCUGAGAUGACUUAAGACUAAGCUUUUUAAUCUUAUUUUUUCUAAUCCCUUUGACACUCUUUGCCUAAUUAUUUGCCAUUGUUUUUAAAUUUCUUUUUUUCAGUGUACUACUAGAUAAUUUAAAACACGAAAUCAAAUCAACUUUCCCAGAAACACUAAAAGGAUGGCCCCAAAAGGUAAAUACAGUUAAGUCCUU